This is a messenger RNA of Ziziphus jujuba (common jujube), 3689 nucleotides long. RefSeq lists its product as uncharacterized. The transcript has 23 exons. Gene Ontology annotation, cellular component: plasma membrane; cytoplasm. Gene Ontology annotation, molecular function: syntaxin binding; myosin II binding; GTPase activator activity. Gene Ontology annotation, biological process: regulation of exocytosis. The record is from RefSeq and is a predicted model, not a curated record. The coding region runs from base 202 to 3471 and encodes 1089 amino acids. Lineage: Eukaryota; Viridiplantae; Streptophyta; Magnoliopsida; Rosales; Rhamnaceae.
CAUCAUCAUCGUUCGUACCGUACCUGAAAAUUUAAAAAAAAAAAAAAAAAAAAAAAAGAACCGAACGAUUACCGAACCUAAAAAGCAUUUCAUUCUUGUUUAUGAUUAUUAUCAUUAUUAUUUUCUUAUUUAUUUCGCAGAGAACUCUGAAGAAGACAAAGAUAAACUUAUCAAACGGCUCGUCGUUUAUAAUUCUUCACUAUGUUUUCCAAGUUCUUCCAAAAAUCUACACAGAACCAACACCAACACCAACAACAACAACAACAUGAACAUCAGCAAGAGCAAUCUCCUCGGAGGAAGGUACGAUCAUUGGAUUUCAAUCCGAGAGUUAUUCUUCACUAUGGGAUUCCAUCAACGGCGUCGAUUCUCGCAUUCGAUCGCAUUCAGAGCUUGUUGGCGGUUGGAACUCUAGAUGGUAGGAUAAAGGUCAUUGGUGGAGAUAACAUUGAAGGGCUUCUUAUAUCUCCUAAGCCAUUACCCUAUAAAUAUUUAGAGUUCUUACAAAACCAAGGUUUUCUAGUCGGUGUCACAAGUGAAAAUGGAAUUCAGGUUUGGGAUUUGGAAUGCAGAAGAAUAGCUUCUACCUUCCAGUGGGAAUCCAAUAUAACAGCUUUCUCUGUUAUUUAUGGCACCAGUUACAUGUAUGUCGGAAGUGAGUAUGGCAUUGUAUCUGUGUUAAAGUAUGAUGUCGAAGACAGAAAAAUCAUUCUGCUGCCAUAUUAUGUUCCUGUAAAUGUUAUUGCCGAUGCAGCUGGAAUGUCAUUGCCUGAUCAUCUACCUGUGGUUGGAGUUCUCCAUCAACCUUGUUCUCAGGGAAAGAGGUUGCUAAUUGCAUUUGAGAAUGGAUUGAUUGUUCUCUGGGAUGCUUCUGAAGAUCAAGUUGUUCUUGUUAGAGGCUGCAAGGACCUUGAAUUAAAGGAUAAAACAGUGGUUUAUUGUUCAGAAGGCACAGAAGAUGAUCAUUCUGAUGACCUCUCAGACCACGAAGAGAUGGAGAAAGAGAUCAGCUCUCUUUGUUGGGUAUCUGAUAGUGGGUCAAUUCUUGCUGUUGGCUAUGUAGAUGGAGAUAUAAUGUUUUGGGAUUUAUCAAAUGCGGCCUCUUCAGAAAGUCAGCAUGUUGGCAAAUCAACUAGCAAUGUAGUAAAGCUAAAAUUAUCAUCAAGCAGAAGAAGACUCCCUGUCAUUGUUUUACAUUGGUCAGCAAAUAAAUCAUCUAAUCAUCAUGGUGGCCAACUCUUUGUCUAUGGUGGAGAUAAAGUUGGAUCUGAAGAAGUUCUGACAAUUUUAAGCCUUGACUGGUCUCCAGGGAUAGAAAGCUUGAAAUGCGUUAGCCGCAUGGACCUUACACUUAAUGGUUCUUUUGCCGAUAUGGUUUUAUUACCAACUGCUGGUGAAGUUGAGGGCAAUGAAAAUUUUCUAUUUACAUUGACAAAUCCCGGACAAUUGCAUGUUUACAGCAAUGCCAGCUUGUCUGCUAAAAUGUCUGAGCAAAGGAGAAAGACUUCUGUUCCUGCUGUGCAGUAUCCAAUGCUAAUACCUAUUGUUGAACCCAACAUAACAGUGGCCAAAAUUAGUCCAGUGCAUAGAGAUGGAGAGUUUUCCAGGGCUCUUCCUGAGAUAAUUGAAGCUGAAAAACUUAAUGCUACACAGUCACCCGCAGAGGGUACAAGGUGGCCUUUGACCGGUGGUAUUCCAAGUCAGGUUUUUGAUGAUGGCAAUUAUCAUGUUGAGAGAGUAUAUAUAGCAGGAUAUCAAGAUGGAUCUAUUCGAAUUUGGGAUGCCACAUGUCCGGUUCUGUCACUUAUCUAUAUUUUUGGUCCUGAGGUCAAGGAUAUAGAAAUUGCUGGCAAUAGUGCACCAAUAUCUGCAUUGGACUUUUGCUCUUUUACUUCGAGAUUAGCUAUUGGCAACAAAUGUGGUGUGGUUCGUGUAUACAAGCUAAAAAGGAGUUCGGAUGAGAAGCAGUUGCAUGUUGUGACAGACACUGGAAAUGAAGUUCAUGAUUUGCAUCAAGGGGAUGGGCCUUAUUGCACGGAGAUGUUUUCAAUUAUCAAUUCUCCUGUAUGUAUUCUGCAAUUUGCAAAUUCUGGAGCUAGACUUGCUGUAGGGUUUGGAUGUGGGCAGGUUGCAAUGCUUGAUAUUUGUACAUCAUCAGUUCUGUUUCUCACAGAGGGUGCAUCAGACUUGAGCUCCCCAGUGACUUCUCUGCAUGUGAACGCGUCAUUAGAUGCUAAUGGCUUAGUGCAGAGUCCAAAGAACUCUCAGUCUGAAGUUCUGAGUGAUCCUGAAAAGGAGAUUAUGUUUGUCAUGACGAGGAAUGCAGAUAUUACUGUCAGGGAUAGCAUAAGUGGCACUUUGGUUAGCUCUCUACCUGUGCACCCAAAAAAGGAUUCUAUUGCAGUUUCAAUGUACAUAAUUGAAAGUGGUGAUUUUGUAUCUGAAGUCCACAAUCAAAAUAAGUCAUUGAACUCACCUCACAUAGCCAAAACUGAAAAUGCACAAGCUAAUGCUCACUCUGAAAGUCCACAGCUUGAAAGUGCAGUUGAUCCCUCCACUGGAAGAGGAUAUUUUGGGAAGGGACUAAUGAACUCAUUCAUUCUGCUUUGUUGUGAGGAUGAAUUGUGCUUAUACUCUUUAAAUUCUUUGAUUGAGGGUAAAGAUAACUCCAUUCGAAACGUGAAUCUUGCAAAACCAUGUUGUUGGACAACAAUUUUUGAGAAAGAUGAGAAAGAUUUUGGAUUGCUUGUGCUCUAUCCGACUGGAGAUUUUGAAAUAAGGUCUUUGCCAAAUCUUGAAGUAUUGGGAGAGAGUUCUUUGAUGUCAAUUCUAAGGUGGAGCUUCAAGUCUAAGAAGGACAGGAUAAUUUCUUCUUCCAAUCGUGCGCAAAUUACACUGGUAAAUGGGUGUGAAUUGUCUUUCAUAUCUCUCAUGGCGUAUGAAAAUGACUUCAGGACUCCUGAGUCUUGGCCUUGUCUUCAUGAUGUGGUGCUUGCAGCUGCUUCAGAUGCCACCUACAGUUUUUAUCCAACUCACAACCAUACAGAUUUAGAGAGCUUAUUUUCUAGUCCCCCAUUCUUAAAACCUUCCAAAGCUGUGAAUGAUGACCUAGGAAUUGUGGAGCUUAAAAUAGAUGACAUUAAUAUCGAUGGACCUCUCAUCGUCUCUUCUCCAUCUCAAAAGGACAUGACUAAAAAGAAAGAUAAGGGAACAGAAAGAGAAAGACUACUUGAUGGUGCAACUGUUGAUGAGCCAAAGCUUAGAACAGCUGAAGAAGUUAGAGCAAAAUAUAGAAAGUCUGGGGAUGCCUCUUCAGCAGCUGCACAUGCAAGGAAUAAGCUUGUAGAACGCGGGGAAAAGCUUGAGAAGCUCAGCCAACACACGGAGGAACUGAAAGAUGGCGCUGAGAACUUUGCAUCCCUAGCGAGAGAACUCGCCAAGCAAAUGGAAAAUCGUAAAUGGUGGCAAAUAUGAUACUCUUGUGUGUUCGGACUUGUUAAAAUAGCUGAAACCAACUCCCAUUAGGCAACGUCCAGAGUUGGCCUUAAUUUAUUAUUAUUAUUAUUAUUAUUUUCCUAAUUUGGUGGUAUACAUCUCGUGUUCAGGUACAGCAUUUAUAUUUUGUAUUUUGGUUCUGAAACUUUGUUGCCUUCGAUUAUUUAUUUAUUUAUUUAUUUUUUCCCUUUGAAAAA